Messenger RNA from Coffea eugenioides, 1692 nucleotides. RefSeq lists its product as uncharacterized. The transcript has a single exon. The coding region runs from base 1 to 1692 and encodes 563 amino acids. Lineage: Eukaryota; Viridiplantae; Streptophyta; Magnoliopsida; Gentianales; Rubiaceae. The record is from RefSeq and is a predicted model, not a curated record.
AUGCCUCGAUCUUCUUGUACAGGAGAAUUAGAAUUUGAUCCAGAGAUCGAGAAGACUGCAAGAAGGUUGACCAAGGAGGCAAAGUUGCGUAAGCAACAAGAUUCAACGUCACCUUCAGAAUCUGAGCAAGAGUUUGUUUCCAGUGAUUCAUCAAGUGAAUCUGAAAAAGAAGAAGUGCAUAUUCCCCGAGUAGCAAUGGCAGCCCCAAGAACUUUGAGGGAGUUGGCAACUCCUAACGUGAACCAGCAGCCAUUAUGCAUUACAUUUCCUAACACGGAAGAGGCAUUUGAGCUUAAAUCUGGUCUUAUUCACUUACUUCCUACUUUUCGUGGUAUUGCAGGUGAAGACCCACAUAAACACUUGAAAGAAUUUCAUGUGGUGUGCUCCACAAUGAGACCUCAAGGAGUCACUGAGGACCACAUCAAGUUGAGAGCCUUCCCUUUCUCUUUGACAGAUAAGGCUAAAGAUUGGUUAUUUUACCUGCCAUUAGGAUCCAUCACUACGUGGGAAGAAUUGAAGAGAAAAUUUCUCGAGAAAUUUUUCCCUGCCUCUAGAGCCGCCAAUAUAAGGAAAGAAAUAUGUGGAGUUAGGCAGGCAAAUGGGAAAACUCUAUAUGAGUACUGGGAGCGCUUUAAACAACUGUGUGCCAACUGCCCACAUCAUCAAAUCCCGGACCAGCUCUUAAUACAAUAUUUCUAUGAGGGAUUAUCACCCAUGGAUAGGAGCAUGUUAGAUGCAGCCAGUGGCGGUGCUCUGGUGAACAAGACCACAGACGAAGCCACGUUAUUGAUCUCCACCAUGGCUGAAAAUUCCCAACAAUUUGGAGUGAGAGCUGAUGGAGCAAUAAGAAGGGUCAAUGAAGUGAAUCACUCUGACUUAGAGGGUAAACUAUCUGAGCUUACCUCUCUGGUGCGUCAAAUGGCAAGGGGGCAAUUACAAUCUGUGAAGACUUGUGGUAUCUGUGCUGCUCCCGGACACAUGACUGACAUGUGCCCAACUCUCCAGGAGGAUUCACCUGAACAAGCCAACAUAGUGGGAGAUUUUUCUGGACCACCUCCACGAAGGAAUGAUCAUUUUGCACCCAAUUACAACCCAGGGUGGCGAAAUCAUCCUAAUUUUAGCUAUGCUUCAAAACCCCCUGGUUUUCAACAACAUUUCCAACCACGGCCACCAGUGCAACAACCAUCCACUUCCAAUUCAAACAUGUCUUUUGAAGAUAUGGUGAAGUCACUAGCCCAAAGCACGAGUCAAUUACAGCAAGAGGCUCAAAGAUCUCAACAGGAAUCUCACAGAUUUCAACAAGAGACUCGUGCUAGCAUUAGGAAUUUGGAAGCACAAAUGUCCCAAUUGGCAACUUCCAUGAGCAACUUGGAAAAUAGCAAUAGAGGGAAAUUACCAUCUCAAGUAAUUCCUAAUCCCAAGGAGAAUGCCAGUGCAAUGCAAUUACGGAGUGGCAAGGAGGUACAGUCUCCUAGGCGUGCCCACGCCAGAGAAGAAGAAGUGCCCAGGAAGGUGGAAGAGGAAGAAGAGAAACAAUCCUCUGAAAUCUCAAAGAAAGUUGACAUUCCUCUUCCUUUUCCUAGCAGGUUUACAAAAGCUAAAAAAGAAGAAUCUGAGAAAGAGAUUUUGGACACCUUCAGGAAAGUGGAGAUCAAUAUUCCUUUGUUGGAUGCUAUUAGGCAAUUAUGCUAA